Messenger RNA from Cydia splendana, 2770 nucleotides. RefSeq names its product zinc finger protein 691-like. Gene Ontology annotation, molecular function: RNA polymerase II cis-regulatory region sequence-specific DNA binding; zinc ion binding; DNA-binding transcription factor activity, RNA polymerase II-specific. The record is from RefSeq and is a predicted model, not a curated record. NCBI's taxonomy places the organism in Eukaryota, Metazoa, Arthropoda, Insecta, Lepidoptera, Tortricidae. Gene Ontology annotation, biological process: regulation of DNA-templated transcription. Gene Ontology annotation, cellular component: nucleus. The transcript is spliced from 6 exons. Bases 217 to 1668 code for a protein of 483 amino acids.
AAACAAGGGCCCGCUUUGAGUUUGCGCGGUGUCGUUUUGCUGUUAUAGUAGUUUGAAAAUGUCAAUAAUAGCGAUAAUGAAGUAUACAAAACUCAACAUCGCUAUCUCUCAACGCGCAUGCGUCUUUACGCAUUGGGAUAUAACGUGGAAAAAUCAUUACAGUGCAUGGAAAGCCCUGCAUAGCUCGGCUGUUCGCUCGACAUUUUGGCGUAAAAGAUGGCCUUAAGCUUGCACGAAAGCUUUGAAAGGUGUUGCCGACUAUGUGCGGAGGAGCAAGAAGUGACUAUAAUGAUAUUCAGCGCAGAAGCCGAAGCUAUGCUUCUGCAGAACAAAUUGAACAAGUACUUGUUAAUUGAGGUAGAUGAGGAAGACAAACUCCCUAAAAAUAUUUGCAUCAGAUGCUGUUCCAAAUUGCAAACUGUCUGUGAGUUCAUUGACACAGCCCGCAAGGCGCAGGAGGUGCUGCUCAACCAAAGCAUCAUACUUGACCAAUUUGAUCCCCCUAGCUCCCAGAAUUGUAUGGUGCAGCCUAUAACUGAAAUAAAAUCAGAGUUUGAAUACUCCGAUGAUGAAAACCCUAUCACUGAAAUGGAAAUUAGUGUUGAUCCAAUGAUGAUUCUUCAGAAUUCUGACAGUUUACUGUCUCCUAAUGUAGAAGAGAGUACAGAAGAUAAAUGUAAUGAUCAGGAAGAAGACAUAACACACCUGCACAGUGUAGACGGUGAGAAUGUGACUAUCAAAUUAAUCAAAAAAGGUGAUGCACAUGCCGACCAGUCGGUACCAGGAUUAAAGAAAAAGAAAAUUAAACCUUUCCCAUGUAUUACAUGCAAAAGAAGUUUUUACACAGAGUUGGCAUUGAAGAAUCAUUCAUGGAUACAUUUCAAUGAGGAGAGAGUUAACAAGAAAUUUAAAUGUGGCACUUGUGAGGAGAGCUUUGACUACAAGUGUGAUUUAAUUGUGCAUUUGAAGAAACACAGAACAAACGGGAUGUGCACAAUAUGUGGUAGAUGUUUCAGAACAGAAAGAACUUUAGCAGCACACAUGACUGUGCACAUGGCAUCUAGUAAAGCAUACACAUGUAAAGUAUGCGGAAGGUCAUACAAUACACGGAGUAACUUGAAAACACACAGCAUCACGCAUAGCAGCGAGAGGCCAUAUCAUUGUCACCUCUGUAAGAAAAGUUUCAAGAGAAAUCAGGAUUUAAAGUUCCACAUCAAUCAACACACUGGAGCUAAGCCAUACAAAUGUCCAUUUUGUGAUAAAAGCUUUGCAAGCUCCGGGAACUGCUACUCUCAUAGAAGUCGGAUGCAUCCUGGUCGUCGGGUCGAUGCCAAGGUUCGGAGACGCAUGGCAGCGUCCCGCGACAGCCCCGCGGUGCGGGACGGCGCGCUGCACCCGCGCCCCAUCGCGCCCAAGCCGGCGCCCGCGCAGCUCACCUCGGUUAAGGGCAUCUUCAAGUACCAGUGCAGCCUCUGCAACCAUAGCUUUAUGAGGAGAGACAAUUACACGUACCACAUGUAUCAGCAUACGGGUGAAAAGCCAUUCCAAUGCACGUUCUGCCAGGACACGUUUGUGACGAGAAGAGGACUGUUGCUGCAUCACGACAAGGAGCACCCGGGUAGCGAUCGGCCCCUUGCGCUGCUGUCCAAGAAUGUGCUGUUAAAGUAACACUAGUAGUUGAUAAACAAGAGGCGCCCCUUGUCUAUGUAAAAGCAAUACUUUGGUAGACCUUAACAACUUGAGAUAAGGUUUCAUAAUGGUCUGCGGGCUGUGUCGUCGUUACGUUAGUGUAGGUUGAUUUGCCAAAGAUGGCGUGAAAAAGGGGUUUAAAAAUGGUUGAUUUAUUCACGUCAGCUAUGUUGGAGCGACCUGCAACUGUAAUCGAACUUAAAUUCAGUUGUUGAAUGUCAAUUAUAUGAAUUUUGGCGAAAAUUCCUUUAAGCAACUACAUAGAUGAGAGGCUCUUCUUAUUUUUUUACCUAACAUUUAAGUGUAUUGAAACAGUAUUAGCUUUUUUCCUUAUUACAUGUUCCAUUCGGGCCAGAGUUAGUAGCAUUUGAAUUUAUGUGAUUAAACACUACAUUGCAAUACAAAAGUUAGUCCUUUAAAUUGCUUGCUAGUCAUCGGAAAGCUUGACAAUUUCGAGUUCCCACAUGCUGUUCCCACUGGUAAUGACUAACAGUACUAUUUCUGUUAAUACUGAUACUGAUACUAUUCUGGCAGAUUAAGUAGUUGAUAAAAUAGAAUUUGUUUUUUACAAUUGCAAUUAUAACAUAAGCAGCCGCUAGUGCCACAACAUAUCACAACAUAUUGUAAGGUUCCAGCCAGAAACCAAUUACUUGUAGUCUAAAAAAAGGUUACAAACUAGUCUAGCAAACCAAUGCAACAGUAAAAUAAGAUUGAAAUUCAAAAAUUCAUAGGGAAGUCUCCCUAUGAAAUCCCUCAUUCUCUCACGAAGCAAAAUGUGAGACAAAAUACACAUUGGACAAAUAAAUUGGGCAGGUGGAAUACCAACCUAAACCUAUGUUAGCAGAUCGUAUAUACCUAGUCAAAUAAACCCGGACAAUAAUAGUCCCGGGUCUGGGAGCCCUCACAAUCCACAUAUGUCACCUAGCUGUGAAUGAAUAUAAUUAAGUAUGUACAUUUGUUUAUUGCUUUGCUGUUGAUAUUGUGAGCCCAGGCAAAACAACGCAGUUAGAACGUGUAGGAAAGUACGUCCAUGAAUACCUGUGAAACUAUGAUUAAUUUAAAUAGUAAGGUAAGUGCAAUA